Molecule: messenger RNA, 558 nt
Organism: Penicillium diatomitis
Lineage: Eukaryota; Fungi; Ascomycota; Eurotiomycetes; Eurotiales; Aspergillaceae
Product: mitochondrial 54S ribosomal protein bL31m
Exons: 1
Coding region: 1-558 (185 amino acids)
Biological process (GO): mitochondrial translation
Cellular component (GO): mitochondrial large ribosomal subunit
Molecular function (GO): structural constituent of ribosome
Source: RefSeq, a predicted model, not a curated record
AUGUCGAUGCACACUUCCCUUCGUCGCUCCGCGACCACGAUAUCCAGCUCAACCUCCAGCUUCCUCCCCACUCAAUCACCGUCUUUCCAAAUCAAAUCCACAACCUUCAUCUGCUCCCAGUGCCGUCACGCCACGCUCCUCCGCCGUCCCAAGCGGCCAUACACCUUCACCCAACUCGUGACUCUCUCCGACGGCAGCGCCUUCACCCACCGCACCACUUCUCCCGCCCCCGUUUACCGGGCAACUCGUGAUACCCGCAACUCGCUCCUCUGGAACCCUUCCAGCAGCAAGCUGAUGAACGUGGAGGAGGACGAGGCGGGUCGAUUGGCGGCUUUCCGUGCGCGUUUCGGUCGUAGCUGGGACGCUAGUGCCCCUGUGACGGAGGAGGCCGCGUCAACUGGAGAUGCAACCCAGGAUGCUGCCGCCAAAAAGGCGGAGAAGGAGGCCGCGGAGGCGCAGGCCAAGGCUGAUCAGGAGGAAGAGGAUAAUUUGUUGGAUUUGAUCAGUUCCUUUGGCCAGGAUGAGCCUCAGGUCUCGGGAAAGAAGAAGAAAUACUGA